AAAAAAAAAAAAAAGGAGAAAAUGCUACUUAAAUGAGUCUACAAUUCACUUUGGUACUCCUCUAAUGAGAAUUGCUCUAAUCACUCUCCCAUGAGAGGCGGAGCACUUCUCCGCGACUCUUUACGCCACCAUUGCUCCAACGCACACCUCCUCAAAAGUCUAUCCACCCAAACCGCCGCAUUCGACCUCGACCGCGUCGCCGCCGCCUCGGCCGCGAGCCCCGGAGCCGCCGCCGACGCAGCCCACGCUCGCCUCGUGAAGCUCCUCUGCCCGGGCGCCGCUUCCUCCUCCUCCUCCUCCUCCUCCUCCUCUCUAUGGAACAAGCUCCUCGCGCUCUACUCCCGUUCCGGGCGCCCUCUCGUUGCCCUCAAGGUGUUCGACAAAAUGCCCGUAAGAGACUCCGUCUCCUACAACACCAUGAUCUCCUCCCAGCCUCGCACUUCGCGCGGCGCCCUCGACGCCGCGCGCCUCUACGCGCGCAUGCUCGGCGAGGGCUUGGGUCCCGACUUCAUCACCUUCUCGGCUCUCCUCGCCGUAGCUUCCGAUGCCGUGGGUUGUGCUCGUUUCGUGGAGCAAAGCCACGCCCACUCGAUCAAAUUCGGGUCGAGCUCAAAUGGGUUCGUGGGGAGUGCGCUGGUGAAUGCCUACGACAGGUGUGGAGGGAUGGAUGAAGCAAUCCGCGCAUUUGAUGAGAUUGCGGAAUGCGACGCGGUUUGCUGGAACGUGAUGAUCGAUGUGUGCGCUCGAAGAGGGAGCAAAUCCCGCGUUGUCGAGGUCUUUUCUCGGAUGAGGAAGGAGGGUGGGGCAAUAUUCGAUUGCUUCACGUUGACGAGUGUGUUGAAGACGUGCGUUGAAGCAGAGGAUUUGGGCCUUGGAAUGCAACUGCAUGGGUGUGCAUGGAAAGCUCUAUUGGUCUCAGAAGCUCCACUUGGGAAUGCUCUUAUCACAAUGUAUCUUAAAUGUGGAGGCGGAAUGAAUUCAGCUGUCGAAGUCUUUAAACUAAUAUCAAAGCCUAACAUAAUCUCAUGGACGGCUAUGAUUUCCGGGUUGGUGCAGAAUGGGCUAGCAGAGGAGGCGGCAAAGUUCUAUAAACAAAUGGCGAGAGUUGGCGAGACGGAGAACGAAUUUUGCUUCGCUAGUCUGCUCCCCGCAUUUAGUAUCCUUGCGAGCCUUGAGCAUGGGAGGAUGGUUCAUUGUAGGAUCAUAAAGUCUGUUUUUUCGUCGGAUACAAUGGUUGGAAAUGCUCUUAUUGAUAUGUAUUUCAAGUGCGGUAGCUCGGAGGAUGCUGAGUUGGUGUUCGAGACGAUGGUUAUGCGUGAUUUGGUGUCUUGGACUAUUAUGAUUCGUGGAUUUGGUCAACAUGGUGAGGCAAAAAAGGCUCUGGAAAUCUUUGGAUCAAUGAGAACUAGUGGAUUUAAACCGGAUAGUGUUGCUUUUCUUGCCAUUCUAUCUGCUUGUAGUUAUGGAGGUCUUGUCAACGAAGGGCUCAGGGUAUUUGGUUCCAUGGUUGAUGACUAUAAUGUUAAGCCAGAGAGGGAGCAUUUUGCUUGUGUAGUUGAUUUGUUGGGCCGAUCGGGGAGGUUAAAAGAAGCAGAGUUAUUGAUAGGAAAGAUGGAGAAAGGAAUGGAUCCAUUGGCAUGGGAAACUCUUCUAGGGGCAUGUCGGAUACACGGAGAGGUAGGGUUGGGCCAGAAAUCGGCAGAAAAGGUUAUGGAGUUGGAGCCACACAAGGAUGGGCCGUAUGUGUUGCUGUCGAACAUGUACGCUGAACGAAGAAGGUGGGUAGAGAAGGAAAAGUUGAGGGAGAGAUUGGAUACUAGUGGGUUGAGAAAAGAGGCAGCUCUAAGUUGGUUUCCAGCUUUGGAAGGGUAAAAGCUAUGUACAGUUUGCGAUGUUGAUAAUGGCAAAUCUUUUGAAGGUGGUGGCAAUGCGAAUAGGAUGACCCCAUUGUUGAAGAAGAAAAUGCCAUUGACAGGGCCUUUACAGUUUACAGUAAAGGCAAGCAUGAAAAGCCAAAUUGUGAUCCAGAUGUAUGAACAAGGUAUGUUUUCUACCAACUCUCAGAUGAUUUCCUUUCGAAAAUUUUCCUUUAAGAUCGCGAUUGUAUUGUGCAUUUCUGUUGCUUACUAGAUGUAUCAUCGUUUGUGUUCACCUCAAUCCUCAAAACAUCUCAAAAGAGUUGUGGAAUUGCGAACACAUUUAAUCUUAAUGGUAUAUAAUCCUAGUAUUCACGCGAUUAAUGAAAUUCUUCUGUGACAACUGAUUUUGCAUAAUCGGAAGAUAAACCAAAGUAUAUUUACCAGAAAUAGUAUGUUUACCCAUGUUCAUCUCUACAUUUUAUUCUAUACUUGAAAUUGAGAACCCCUUUUUUUGAGUAAUAGUUCCCAAAAAAUGCACUUCCAUGCCAAAAAAACAUUCUUGUUGAAAUACCUGGAAGACAAAAAAGGAUAUUUAGACAAAAAAACAUUCUUGUUGAAAAGCUAUAUUUUUGGAGAAUCGGUUUCAUUUUCCUUGAUAUUUCAAUGUGCCAGAAAGAUUGGAAGUGCAUGUUAAUAAAUAGUGAAAUCAAGCAAGGAUAAAUAGAUCACAAUCAGGUCUUGAGUGUGAGUUGCGAAAAUGCAAUGCCAUUCAUAAUACUACUAAAAGCCAUUCAGUAUAACCAUUCACAUGACAUAUAAGAAUCUAUAAAGCAGAACUCAAAACCAGGGAAAUAUAGUUCUGGAAAUUUUGCAUAUAUUCCACUGCUGCAGAAAUAUCGAAACUGGAAAUACUCCGCAAUCGGAGAAUUUGCAUAAGAAACAAUUAUGUAGUUGAUCAUCGUAAUUUAUUCCACUGGCUAACGGCUUUGGUGUAAAUGUAGAAGCAAGAAAAAUUCAUAGAAAUAGAUAAAGAAGUUUUUCAUAUUGUAUGCGUGUGAUAUACGACUUUGACAUGGGAGUGACUGCUUUUUUGGGCAGCACUGGGGUAGCAAGUUCAUAUCAGAACAGUGCUAAGUUUUUUCUGUAAGUAAUGCAUCAAAUUCUCCCACCCCUCUCG
Messenger RNA from Ananas comosus (pineapple), 3036 nucleotides. RefSeq names its product pentatricopeptide repeat-containing protein At4g33170-like. Gene Ontology annotation, molecular function: RNA binding; protein binding. Gene Ontology annotation, biological process: RNA modification. The record is from RefSeq and is a predicted model, not a curated record. The coding region runs from base 91 to 1872 and encodes 593 amino acids. The transcript has 2 exons. Lineage: Eukaryota; Viridiplantae; Streptophyta; Magnoliopsida; Poales; Bromeliaceae.